AUGUCUCUCUCUCGUGAAGAUUCAGUUUACCUUGCUAAACUUGCUGAACAAGCUGAACGUUAUGAAGAAAUGGUUGAAAACAUGAAAGCCGUUGCUUCAUCAGGUCAAGAGUUAUCUGUUGAAGAACGUAACUUGUUAUCAGUCGCUUACAAAAACGUUAUUGGUGCUCGUCGUGCUUCAUGGAGAAUUGUUUCAUCAAUUGAACAAAAAGAAGAAACUAAAGGUAAUGAAGCUCAAGUUAACUUGAUUCGUGAUUACCGUUCAAAAAUUGAAUCAGAAUUAACUAAAAUCUGUGAUGAUAUCUUAAAUGUGUUGACACAACAUUUAAUUCCAUCAGCUGCUACUGGUGAAUCAAAAGUUUUCUACUACAAAAUGAAAGGUGAUUACCAUCGUUAUUUAGCUGAAUUUGCUACCAAUGAUAGAAGAAAAGAAGCUGCUGAUUUAUCUUUAGAAUCAUACAAAUCAGCUUCUGAUGUUGCUGUCACUGAAUUACCACCAACACAUCCAAUCCGUUUAGGUUUAGCAUUGAAUUUCUCUGUUUUCUAUUAUGAAAUUUUGAAUUCUCCAGAUCGUGCUUGUCAUUUGGCUAAACAAGCUUUUGAUGAUGCUAUUGCUGAAUUAGAUACAUUAUCAGAAGAAUCAUACAAAGACUCAACUUUGAUUAUGCAAUUGUUACGUGAUAACUUGACUUUAUGGACUUCAGAUAUGUCUGAAACUGGUCAAGAAGAAGGUUCAUCUCAAGCUCCUGAAGAAAAACCAACUGAACCAAAACCAGAAGAAGAAUAA
Molecule: messenger RNA, 786 nt
Organism: Hansenula anomala
Lineage: Eukaryota; Fungi; Ascomycota; Saccharomycetes; Phaffomycetales; Wickerhamomycetaceae
Gene: BMH2
Product: 14-3-3 family protein BMH2
Exons: 1
Coding region: 1-786 (261 amino acids)
Biological process (GO): signal transduction
Cellular component (GO): cytoplasm
Source: RefSeq, a predicted model, not a curated record